This is a messenger RNA of Boeremia exigua, 714 nucleotides long. Its product is annotated as yippee zinc-binding/DNA-binding /Mis18, centromere assembly-domain-containing protein. Lineage: Eukaryota; Fungi; Ascomycota; Dothideomycetes; Pleosporales; Didymellaceae. The record is from RefSeq and is a predicted model, not a curated record. The transcript has a single exon. The coding region runs from base 1 to 714 and encodes 237 amino acids.
AUGGCCCCCUCCUCCCCCACCACGCCUUUCCCCCUCUACCUCCUCCCCAGCAUGUCCUUCCGGCGCCGUAGCUCCACCCAAUCAACAUCCACCAUCAGCACCUCGCCCUCGUCCUCUCCUCCCGCCCCAACCUCCUUCCUCACCCCAACACCCACCGCGAACCUGCGCUGCACAAAGUGCCUCGCACACCUCAUCCCCACCUCCUGCAUCAUAAGCAAAGGCUUCACCGGCCGCCACGGUCGCGCCUACCUCGUCUCGCCGCCGCCUCCUGACGCCGUCCUCCACCCGCCACCCUCCUCAAGCGGCGCCGCGUGGCGUCCCACCGAGCUGCCCAACACACUUACGCAUAAGCCGGUUGCGCGCCAGCUGGUCACGGGCGCGCACACUGUCAGCGAUAUUAGUUGUCGUGCGUGUGGAUCGGUGCUGGGCUGGAAAUACGUGCAUGCCGAGGAGGAGACGCAGCGGUACAAGGUCGGGAAGUAUAUUCUGGAGACGAGGAGGGUGGUGAAGUAUGGGAAUGAGUGGGAGGACGCCGAUGCGGAGGUAGAGGCGGGUGCGAGUAGAAGUGUCGAGGACGAGGGAGAUGCGCAGGAGGACGAGGAGGUGCAGUUUGAUUCGCAGGAUGAAGAUGAGUGCGAGGAUUUGUUCAGCGGGAUGUGGAGUCCUGAGCUUGCGCGGCGGAGGAGGCGGAAUAAGGACUUUCGACGGCAGUGA